UUAUAGUUUUCAACCGCGUAAAUGGUCGUGUGCCUUCGUGCCGUCUACCGUUGCGCUGUCCGACUGUUCACGCGAUCUCGAAAACAUUAUCAAUAUUAUUUUGUUACUGUGUAGUAUAUUCGUCGAAGUGAUCGUGGCGGAUAACACUCGGGACGCGUACUCUCAGUAAUCGGAGAACAGUGGAAAACAUCGUUAACAAAAUGUUGAUGAUGAACGACUUGGGUUCGAUGACGGCCGGCAUGAUACCGUUUGACCCCAUGUGUGGGGGUCUUUACGAGCAGCAUGCCCCCAAACCCCGUUUUAUAUUUAAAAUGCCCAGAGUCGUACCUGACCAAAGGAAUAAGUUCGAAACGGACGAAUUAUUCAGGCGCUUAAGUCGCGAGAGUGAUAUACGGUAUACCGGUUAUAGAGACAGACCGCACGAAGAACGUCAGAGCAGAUUUCAAAUUGGAUGUCGCGAAGGUCACGUAGACAUAGCAUUUACAGCGACCGGUACCAAUUUACAGUUGAUGUUUGCUCCGAACAUGCCAAUUACUUCAUAUCAGCCACCAACAAACGGCAUUUGCGAUUUUGAAAAGGAAUCAGGAGCGGUUCACAUACUGUCACACUUUAUAAUGAAUGGUGUGUGUGUAAGAUGGAAAGGUCGGAUUGAUUUGGACAAGUUGGAUGGGACUGGUUGUUUAGAAUUCGACGAAGAACGAGCAAUGAUUGAACAUAGAAUUUUACAAGAACAGAUUGAGAGGUACAAUGAUCGCAUAAGAGAUUAUCAAGACAAGCCUCGACCGUACAGAAACCAAGAUCGUGUUACCGAAUCUGAUAUGGAAAUAAACAGAAGAUUAAAUUAUUAGAUGUAUUUUAUUAAUUUUUGUUAUUACUUUAUACUUAUAUAUAUAAAUAUAUUGUUGUAUUAUACUAUUUAAUUAUAUAUUAUGAUGAAGAUUAUCCUAUGAAUUUAUUACUGAUUGCGUUUACACAAAAAAGGAAACGAUCAUUUAAUUUUAGCUACUCAUUAACGAUACGGUACUGUGUGUUAAAUGUUAAUAUUGAAAUUGAAGUAGUGUUUUAAUUUUUUAAAUUAUUGUACCAGUGUAACUCGACUUUAAUAUUAAAUGUAAUUAUGUAUAGUAAAUUUUUUAUUAAGAUCUCGCAAUAAAUUAAUUUGG
This is a messenger RNA of Daktulosphaira vitifoliae (grape phylloxera), 1163 nucleotides long. RefSeq names its product protein big brother-like. The transcript is spliced from 5 exons. Gene Ontology annotation, biological process: regulation of transcription by RNA polymerase II. The record is from RefSeq and is a predicted model, not a curated record. Lineage: Eukaryota; Metazoa; Arthropoda; Insecta; Hemiptera; Phylloxeridae. Gene Ontology annotation, cellular component: nucleus; core-binding factor complex. The coding region runs from base 201 to 848 and encodes 215 amino acids. Gene Ontology annotation, molecular function: sequence-specific DNA binding; transcription coactivator activity.